CGGCCCGGCGGCACGGCCACACGCGGCGGCAGCCAGGGGACGGCGAGCUCCGCGGCCCUUGGCGGCUCCCGACACCCAGGCGUGAUCCCGUUCCCGGCUCCUUCUCAGUUGCAGACAACUGAGAAUAAUGUGAACAAAGCAGUAGUAAGAGAUUUCUUGCUGACUAUGUGAACACUGAGUGGGAAGCACAGGGCUGGAGUCUGGCAUGGAGGAGAUCCCAGUUAAAGUUGCAGUCCGAGUCAGACCUCUGCUUUCCAAAGAAAUACUUCAUAACCACCAAGUGUGUGUCAGAUUAGUCCCAAAUGCAAAACAAAUUAUCAUUGGAAAGGACCAUGUCUUCACUUUUGAUUUUGUAUUUGGCAAAAGCUCAACCCAAGAAGAAGUUUAUACUGUUUGCAUUAAGCCUCUUCUAGUGUCUCUGACUGAGGGAUACAAUGCUACAGUGUUUGCAUAUGGACAGACUGGUUCUGGGAAGACUUACACCAUCGGCGGUGACCACAUUGCAUCAGUUGCAGUGGAUGAAAAAGGCAUAAUCCCACGAGCUAUUCAGGAAUUAUUUCAGCAUAUUUCUGAAAACCGUAAUAUUAACUUCUAUGUGAAAGUAUCUUAUAUAGAGGUAUACAAGGAAGAACUUCGAGAUUUGUUGGAGCUGGAGACCUCUGUGAAAGAAUUACAUAUCCGAGAAGAUGAGAAGGGAAAUACAGUGAUUGUUGGCGCUAAAGAAUUCCAAGUAGAAUGUGCAGAUGAAGUGAUAAGCCUGCUGGAAAGUGGCAAUGCAGCUCGUCACACAGGCACAACACAGAUGAAUGAGCACUCUAGUCGAUCUCAUGCCAUUUUUACCAUCAGUAUUUGUCAGAAGCAAUAUGCAGAGUCUCAAAAAAAUACUGACGCUGCACGGGAUUUGAUUGCUUCGAAGUUUCAUUUUGUGGAUUUGGCAGGAUCAGAGAGGGUAGCAAAAACUGGAAAUACUGGUGAACGCUUCAAAGAAUCAAUUCAGAUCAACAGUGGUCUCUUGGCCUUGGGAAAUGUCAUCAGUGCCCUUGGAGACCCAAAAAGGAAAAGUGUACAUAUUCCAUACAGGGAUGCUAAAAUCACUCGUAUUUUGAAGGACUCCCUUGGAGGAAAUGCCAAGACUGUUAUGAUAACAUGUAUAAGUCCAUCCUCACUGGACUUUGAUGAAUCUUUAAAUUCCCUUAAAUAUGCCAACAGAGCCAAAAACAUUAGAAAUAAACCGGUAGUAAAUUACAACCCUGAAAAAUGCCGGAUUGAUGAAAUGGAACUUGAAAUCAGAUUGCUUCGGGACGCUUUGCAGAACCAGCAGGGCAGUAAUCAGUAUUUACACAACUUAAAUGAAGAAAAACCUCAUAUCAGUUCACUCGAGGAGCAGCUCACCCGUCUUCAGGCUCAAUAUUUCAGUUACAGAAAUUGUGUAGAUGAAGCCUUCCGCUUUCUACUUGAUUUGAAUGAUGACGUUAGCUUAAGAAGAAGUCAGCGGGACAGGUUGCAGAGCUGGAUUGCUAUGGUACAGAAAGUAAGGAAGGAAGCUCUCAUCGUCCAGGAAACUGACACAGAAACUGAGACUGGCCCACAGCCACAUCAUGUAACAAUUCUUCAGCUAAAGAAGGAACUAAAGAAAUGCCAGCAGGCACUAGUUAUGGAUGAAGAAGUAUUCAGUCAGAAGGAUCGUGAAGUGGAGACACUACAGAAUCAGAUAAAGACAUUACUACAGGAAAAUGAAGAACAACUGGAAUCUUUAAAGGAGGCUCAAGAAACACAUAGAUUACAGACUGAGAAAAUGGUAGAACAGCAAAUGCUUAUUGAUCAGCUAAAAGAGAAAUUAGAGAAGAUUACAGAUGUGAAAACUUUGGAUACCUCAAGUGCUUGUGAAGAUGGGCCAACAUUUGCAAGGAGGCCCUACAGUGUCCCACUCACAAAAAAUCUGCUACACUUCCUUCACCCACCUUCAGGUACAGAGACCCAAAAGGUGCAUACCGGCCCCCGUGCCUUCUCACUGGACAGGAUAAUGGCAGAAUUCCAUGCUCGCAGACAGAUGAUACUGAGCAAAAUAGAAGAUCAGGAUAAAGUCCUUCACUGCCACCUCUCUGAUCAGAGUGAUGAAGAGGAAGAAAAUACAGGCAGCAAAGAGAAAACCUCAUUUAAGCAUUCCAUAAACCAAACAUGGACACAAAAUCAGGUUUCUCUGUGCUCUCCUCCUGAUCUAAGUGAUGUGAAAUGUCAAAUAAACAAGCCUGGUUUAUCCAACAAAUUUGCACUACAGAUUGACACAGCCACAGGUGAAGAGAUUGACAGCCUCCAGAAAAUUCAUGGUUUUAACAUGCAGAAUUUGAAGAUCUCAGAGUUGAGAUUCACUGAGGCCAAGCAAAAAAUAAGAGAACUUGCACUUAAUAUCAAAAGGAAAGAGGAACUUAUUAAGGAAUUAGUAAGAACAGGUAAGGAUGCUCAGUCUGUAAGUAGGCAAUAUUCUUUGAAGAUAACUAAACUGGAGCAAGAAACUGAGCAGGCCAAAAUGGAACUGGCUGAAACACAAAAGCAGCUUCAGGAGCUGGACAGUAAAGAGGUGAGAGACGUUCCUGAGAAAGUCAAGUUACAAAAAGAGUUCCAGAAGAAGAUGGAUGCAGCUAAGAUGAAAGUGCAGACCUUACAGAAGAAGCAGCAAGACAUUAAGAAUUUGGCUUCCUUAUCUAACCAAAGUGUGAGAGAAGCAACAGAACUUGAGCAGAAUGUGGCUCAGAUGAAGCAUCAGCAAUCCCAGAUGCAGAAGAGACUGUAUGAGGAGAGUGAAAAAAAGAAGCAACUAGAAGUGGAACUUCAGCAGAACCAGCAACAAAUUAAGGAACUUCAACUUAAGAUGGAGCAACAACAGAAGAUCCUUGAGCUGAAGGAUAAAGAAAUUGCUGAUUUCAAAAAGAAGAAAAAUAACUCUAUGGGAACUCCACAGAAACUACAGAAAUUAGAAGAGCAAAAGAAGUGGUUGGACGAAGAAAUGGAAAGAAUUCUUCAACAACACCAACAGUUAGCAGAACUAGAAGAAGAUUUAAAGAAAAGAGAAGCCAUUGUAGCCAAAAAAGAAGCGUUAUUACAAGAGAAAAGCCACCUGGAAAUCAAGAAACUGAGAUCUAGCCAGGCAUUAAACAAAGACAGUAUGAAAUUGUCUACUCGCUUAACUAUACUGGAUCAGGAGCUGUGUGAUAAAAGUAUGGAGCUUCAGAGCAGCACCACUGAAGACAAGACAGACAUUUUGGAAAAAAUUCAGGUUCUCCACGUGGAAAGGGAUCAGCUGCUCAGAAAGAGAAACAGUGUGGAUGAGAAACUGAGAGAUGGUAAAGUGUUGUCAGCUGAAGAAGAACAUGUCCUUUUCCAGCUAGAAGAAGGAAUUGAAGUUCUGGAGGCUGCUAUUGAUUACAAGAAUGAAAGUAUUUAUAAUCGCCAGCACUUGCUUAGGUCCUCUUCUCAGAGUCUUUCACAGAGUGAGAAUAACGUAAUAGGGAAACUAGUUUCCCUGUCUGCUGCUGAGCUCAGAGCUAUUAUCAUCAGUUAUUUCAACAAGAUCGUUGGCCUACGUGAGUCUGAACGAAAAUUACAACUGCAGAUUGAAGAACAGGAAAUGAAGGCCAUGGACCGAGAAAACAUAAUACGCGAAUUAGAAUCAGCGCUUGGACACAUCAAGUCACAGUGUGACAGGCAGCUCACCCUCCAGCGCAAAGAACACCAGAAAAAAUUACAGUUGCUAUUGCAUAAUUUCACAGAACAAGACAGUGAAGGUAUUGCAGAAACCUUGAAAGGGUAUGAAGUAAAAGUCCAGCAACUGGAAAAGGAAUUAUUUUUCUAUAAGAAAACCAGCAGAGAGAUGAAGAAGAAAUUGAAGGGCCUUUUCGGAGAGUCAUCCCAUCAAAUAUUGUCAUCCAGUAAAUAAUCCAAACCUACAACAGAGCUCUUCACAUGGAGGUGAAAAGAAGAUUCAACUUCAUAGCUGUUUCGGUUGCCUCAUACCUCUCAAUGACACCACAAUACCUCUCAUGCACAAUGCAGCCUUCUUGGCCCAUGUUUCUUUCUCCUUGAUGCUCAGCAAGAUUGGUCCUUCCUCCAAUUAAUGCUUCUGUUUCUUUACACUCUGACAAUGCUGUGCCUUCUACAAAGAGAUGCCAACCACUUCCCUGCUACUCCCAGAGUGAAUUAAGUCUUGGAUCUUGCCCUCUGGGCAACACAUUCGUUACCAUAAAGAACAUCAUCAAACUAUGAACAUGAACAUGAACAUUCCAGAGACUGGAUUACAAAUGAGGUGG
Messenger RNA from Empidonax traillii (willow flycatcher), 4304 nucleotides. It is a transcript of the gene KIF27, whose product is annotated as kinesin family member 27. The transcript is spliced from 18 exons. Gene Ontology annotation, molecular function: ATP binding; microtubule binding; microtubule motor activity. Gene Ontology annotation, biological process: mitotic spindle organization; microtubule-based movement. The coding region runs from base 206 to 3934 and encodes 1242 amino acids. NCBI's taxonomy places the organism in Eukaryota, Metazoa, Chordata, Aves, Passeriformes, Tyrannidae. The record is from RefSeq and is a predicted model, not a curated record.